This is a messenger RNA of Alternaria atra, 2286 nucleotides long. RefSeq lists its product as uncharacterized. The coding region runs from base 1 to 2286 and encodes 761 amino acids. Lineage: Eukaryota; Fungi; Ascomycota; Dothideomycetes; Pleosporales; Pleosporaceae. The record is from RefSeq and is a predicted model, not a curated record. The transcript is spliced from 2 exons.
AUGGCUUUCGCAAUACUUUCAGAUCGAUAUGCGAAGACAUCGGCGUCUCCAACUCUUCACAAGCGCUUGACCAGGUGGGCUAUGAAGGUAAAUUUGUUAGUCAAUCUUCUCUCUGCUUUGCUAGCCCUCUCGGCCGCUCGAAUUCUGCAGUCCCGACAUGGAGGCAAGACCCUCUUCCAUGACCUCUUGAGGCUCAAUGCAGUGGUCAGCUCUGAUAACUUCGACGACGGACGGAUACGACCUCUACUCGAUGCAAUCAUCAACAACCAGCCCGAUGAGGUUGUUUGGGAUAGGGUAUACGAAGCCGUCACCGAAUCCACGCCGCCGCCCCGCCCUUCCUCGUCCUUCCAACAAACACCGCUGUCGAUCAAUACGGGCAGCUUCGCGAAGUCGGCCGAGCACAGCAAACACGUCGACGAUGUGCUGAAGGAGGAGCUAGGACACCUGUACGUUGGCGUACCCGGUUUCUUCGACGCAUUCUUCGGAGAUGUGCCGGGACUGAGAACAGCGGCACAGGCUGUGUUGGACAAGUGCAAGGAAGGAGACAGCCCGCUCUACCGGGUGGAGAGCGGCUGGCAGGGCUGGCCUGAAGGGGCGAAGGAGAAGGAUGUCUUGAGCUGGUUUGCACCGCUUAUAGACCAGCUUUUGGACAUUGCGGAUGAGCACCUGUCAACACCCCGGAGUCCACGGCGACCGCUGGCACAGCCCCAUCGACCCUUGCAAGGCUCUACGGCCGAUCGUAAGCUGGACAUUGGCUUUGUGGACGAUCCGGACGCUGGCGUGGACUCGAAGUGCCGCUGGUCGCAGAUCCUCAUACCUGGAGAGCUGAAGAGCAACCCGUCAACCGACAAAGCGUCCAAAGCGUGGCUUGACCUGGGCCGAUACGCAAGGGAGGUGCUCGCCGCGCAAGACAGCCGCCGCUUCGUUCUUGGGUUCACUCUCUGCGGACCCUUUAUGCGGCUGUGGGAGUUCGACCGACUCGGGGGCAUCGCCUCUGAGCAGUUCGACGUCAAUGGGGAUGGACUGCAGUUUGUGUCUGCAAUGCUUGGGUUUCUGUGGAUGAACGAGGCGCAGCUGGGGUUCGAUCCGACUAUCGUCACAGUCGGAGACAAGCGGUACAUCGAGAUUGAGCGUGAGAAUGGGAACGAGCGCCUCGUCGUUGACAAGAUGAUCAAACGAGUGCCUUGCGUCGCCGGCCGCGCAACAACCUGCUGGAAAGUUCACCGAGAAGAAGACCCUGGCACGCCGCUCGUUGUCAAGGACUCAUGGCAGUAUCCGGAGCGCGAGGAGGAGGGCGAGCUGCUACGCGAGGCGACGGAGAAGGGGGUGAGGAACGUGGCGAGGUACUUCCACCACGAGACGGUGCGUGUAGGCGGUCAAGACGACGAUAUCCGCGCAAAUGUACGGAAAGGACUGGACAUAACGAAGGCAACGAACUACACGCCAGAAAGGCCGAUGCCGCCGCCAAGCAACACUGGGCGCCGGAUGUCGCGGAGAAGCGGGAGCAGCAGCAUAGCCGGAAGGAAGCGAUCUUCGAGCUGCACGGAUGCCUCACUGCCGCCCAGCAAGCGCCCUUGCUCGAGCUCGCCAACAAAACUUGCAAUUGUCAACAGGGUCCACCGCCGUGUCAUCGUCCGCGACUACGGGAAGGCGAUCUACAAAGCAAGCUCCCCAGCCAGUUUGCUUGCUGGAUUAGAGCAAUGCAUCGAAGGAUACGAGUCCCUCCACUCGCGAGGUGGCAUGCUUCAGCGCGACAUAUCGCUGAACAACCUCAUGGUGAACGAGGACGACGAAAACCCGUCCUGGCGGGCGUUCUUGAUCGAUCUCGACCUUGCGAUCCACGAGCAGCGGGAGAUGUCGUCAGGGGCACGUGGGAAGACCGGCACGCGGGCGUUCAUGGCGGUUGGAGUGCUUCUAGACGACGAACAGCACUCGUUUAUGCACGAUCUCGAGUCGUUCUUCUGGGUGCUGUUCUUGAUAUGCAUCCACUACGACGGACCGAACCAAGGAAGAAUUGUUCCACAAUACGAAAAGUGGAACUAUAUCGACACUAAAGAGCUAGCAAAAUUGAAAAAAGGAGAAGUGGGUGACGAGAGUGAUUUUCUUGGGACCGCAGAGGCAACAUUUACACCAUAUUACCAAUCGUUAAUACCUUGCGUCAACAGAUUGCGGAGGAAGGUGUUCCCCGACGGUGGGAGAUGGAGGGUUCCAAAUCCAAAGCUGUAUACGGAAAUGAAAGGCAUCCUUCGAGCAGCACAGGAUGACUUGGAGGAGUUAGAUGGAUAG